This is a messenger RNA of Annulohypoxylon maeteangense, 2685 nucleotides long. RefSeq lists its product as uncharacterized. Gene Ontology annotation, biological process: regulation of DNA-templated transcription. Gene Ontology annotation, molecular function: DNA-binding transcription factor activity, RNA polymerase II-specific; acetyltransferase activity; zinc ion binding. The transcript is spliced from 4 exons. The record is from RefSeq and is a predicted model, not a curated record. The coding region runs from base 332 to 2419 and encodes 695 amino acids. NCBI's taxonomy places the organism in Eukaryota, Fungi, Ascomycota, Sordariomycetes, Xylariales, Hypoxylaceae.
CUAGUUCGGAAGUUUUAGCAGGCCGCAUCGCGACCGCUGUGCGGGUCAUCAUCUCUGGCCGAAUUUACGAUUUUUAGCUCUUACUUUUCCAGCUUUCGUCACGACUUCUCGGCUAGUUUUAUUUUAUACUAAGCCACAACGUUGACGGAGGUUACAUACAUCGGCUGUAGCUCGGACCUUAUCGACAAUUGCUCUUCACGCUCUCACGACAGGGCUUGGUUGUGUUGGAUUGCUGGGUCUCGGGUGCCAAUUACAGCGGCUACUAAAAGUGUUCAAUCGCACAGCAACUGCGUUCCGACCAAACUAAUAGAAGUCCACAUAUCGAGUUCCUAUGCACCUCACGCAAGAUUGCUGGGCAGAAGAUAUUGUUGGACGAAAUAUGGCUACCUUCACGGCCUUAAACGGAGGUGAGCCAAAGGGUGUCGAGAGGCCUAGCAGUAGCCCUACGUCGAUACGAGCAGUCUCCGAGGAACAGUCUCUUCGCCAAAUAACUACCCAGGAACCAAAGGUUGGAGAGAGUUCCGCCAAUCAAAGAGAGCACUGGUCUGGUCCGAGUCCUGAUCGUUCAUCUUACCAACCCACUAUUUAUCCGGAGGCUGAAGGGGCUCACAAGCGUAAGCGAUCGUAUUCGAGCGAGUCUCAUAGAGAAGGUCCGGUUAGUCGUGAGCGGGAACAACCGUCCCAAGCAGAGUCACGUGAUGUAUAUUCUACGACGCAACGAGAACGAGAGUACAGGCAGUAUGGUGAGGAAGGUCGAGACCAUCACGAUUCAUGGUAUCCGCGGCAUAGCCAUGCAGACGACCGCAGUACGUACGACCGACAAGGCUCUGCGAGUGUAGUUCCAUCACCGAGUGACGAGCAGGUUGGCGAUGUGCUUCGAAGAGCUACCACCCAUAUGGAUUCCCAACACGAUUACUCGGCGACAAGUCCUGACGGCGAUGAUAGCUCUGUGCUUUAUGGUAGUACUUCUUACACCUCGGAGCAGCGGAAAGGAGACUCGGUAAUCCAGUCAGACCCCAAGAAGAGGAAGCGCAACUUUAGUAACAGGACCAAGACUGGUUGCCUAACGUGUCGGAAGAGAAAGAAGAAAUGUGAUGAGACGAAACCGCAAUGUACUAAUUGCGUUCGAGGUGGAUUUUUAUGCCACGGAUAUCCCAAUCAACGAGGUUAUCCGAAGAUGGAGAAUAAGCCCGCCGCCGUCCCUCUCGAAUCUAAGGAUCCUAGCUAUGUCCCUCCCGGAGCCUACGGAAUGCCGCAACAGAGUAGUUAUCCGAUUGCACCGCCGCCGCCUCCCAAACGUGACCAACCUACCCAGGCUUAUCGUGGCCCCUCGCUCCGGAUAGAACCGGUGCAGGGCCGGCCAAUUGUGCCAGACGACGGCCGACAAGCGACCUCCGCCACCCUUCCCACCCCGACCCCAUCCGCUUCGAGCCCAGAGAACAAUAAAUUAUCAUCAAUAUCAUAUACUAACUCGACAAACAUGUUUCCUACUCCAAUUAGUGCCAACUCUACCAUACAAUUGCCAACGCCGUUAAGCAGUGUCGAUCGCCAUAAAGAUUACCAGAGAGUACCGCCGUUGCACGACAUCACAAGGACCGAACAUGAGACACCGCAUCCGAACUCGCUUCCUCAGAUUAAUGUUCUCCCACCAACUCGAAGCAGCAGUCCGCCACCCCAGUCUGCGCUGCCACCUCCUCCCCCACCUCCGCCAUCUGCAACUACAGCAACUAAUCCUCAGGAAACUGCACAACUCGCGCUGUCACAUUCUCAUUACCCUCCUAGCAGGGAGCGAACACAGAAAGAGGAGAUGCUUUCGGGGAAUUUGUACUACCCCUUUGACGAGGAGUUGGUACUCGAAAGGCAGAGAUGUAGUGCAGCAUGCUUCAGGUUCAACAACUCCACGAAUCCCAAUGUUGGUGUAUCAGCAUCCGAACGAUCGCGCCUCUUCCGAGAAGUUUUGAACCCGACGGAACCAAUCUUUAUGGAUCGAAACUCGACAGCCAUUACUCGUGUUGGAAGAGUUGGGCAAGAAGUAGUUGUUGAGGCACCAUUCACCUGCGACUAUGGAUACAACAUUGUGAUUGGAAACAACGUGUUCAUCGGUCGGAAUUGUACCAUUAUCGAUCCCAUGGAGGUCAUUAUUGGUGAAAACAGUUACAUCGGUCCGAACGUCAGUCUCUUUGGUGCUACGUUACAGACGGACCCCAAAAGGCGUAAGGGCAGCAAGAGUGCACAUAUCGGUGCCGCGAUCUGCAUCGACGAGGACGUAUGGAUUGGGGGCGGUGCCAUAGUUCUCUACGGAGUCAGGAUUGGAAGAGGAGCAACAGUUGCCGCUGGAGCUGUGGUAACUAAGGAUGUACCACCAUUCACCGUCGUAGCUGGAAACCCUGCUCGAGUAACGCGCGGCGCUAUUAGCUGACAGGGCAAAAGUUGGAUUUGUUUCAUAUUUUUGCUAUUUUGCGAAUUGGCCAUGAUACCCAAAUUCGAUGUUGCUGUUGUUUAACAUAAUACAUAGCCCCGCCUCUUGCCUUGCGUGUACUUUCCCCGCGCGCACAAGAGUCAGACAUUCUGUCUAUGACUUGCUGCGAGGGUUUCUGUACUAGUUACUGACAAUCUUGGCUCUGGUUAUCGAAUCCCUCUUCUUGACAUCCCUCUCGGGGAAGGAUGAGGGCAACCAAGAAUAGG